CAUUAGUACCGCAGCUUAUAGUUGAGUGCGGUUGGUUUCUGAUUGGCAAUCUGGUACCAUAUGCCGGCCCACCUGCAACGAGAGAAGAUUUGUAUCUGCUGGCUGGCUGGAUGAGGGCGAAGGGGAAAAAAGAGGGCUUCAAUACACGCACAUGGGUAUAUCUAUGCCGAAAGAUUGUUCUCUUUACAUAGUACAAAGAAAAAUUCAAUAAGACUACCCCCUCUUGAUGUCUGAUCCACUUGGGCCGUGGCUUCCACGGCCGAUUGCUCCAGCUCCUCGAGGCGGUCGAGACGAAACUCUGACUGCUUCCCCUUUCGGACAUCCCCCAUCGGGCCAGGGUCCAUCCGACGAGGCUUCUCUGUCCCUUCGAAAGCACAAAACAACAGCUUGUGAGACAUGUAAGCAGAAGAAACUUAAGUGUCGCGGUGGCCCUCCAUGCGACUACUGUGUCAUCAACGGCAUCGGUUGCCAAAUGAACGAGCUAAGCGACAUGCGCCGUAAAGGUGCCAUGGAGCGCAAGAUUGAGCAGCUCAAGGAUGCCGAACGCCUGUUGCUAGACUUGGUCGAAACCCUAAAGAAGGACGACCAAAAUGUACGCACCUGCCAGCUGAUCAAUUUGAUUCGCAGCAACGCGUCCCUCGAUGAAAUCCGCUUCUUCCUCGAACGGCAGUUCUCUCCGGAGGAGCUGGAGAAGAUGCCCGAAAUCGUCGAAACUCAGAACCACCUUGCGCGAAUACCGAAAGAAGAAUCUUACGCUCGUCCGCGUCGAUGCGUAAUGCCAAUCCAGCGUUUGACCGACGUUCCCAUAUACCGUGUCCCCGCGAAGCCUUGGACGACCGUGACCGACGACGACGACUUGGUGUCCCAUCUGAUCUCGAUCUGGCUCACCUGGAGCCAUCCCUGGUUCCGUUGGGUCAACCGGGACCUUUUCAUCCGGGACAUGCAAGCUGGUAAUUUGGACUGCGAGUUCUGUUCGCCGUUCCUGGUGAAUGCCAUUCUCUCAGAGACGAGUCUUUAUUCCGACUAUUGCGAGGUAUUCACGGUUCCGGGCGAGAUGAUAUCCAGAGGUGACCAUUUCCACGAGAAGACGUUGCGUUUGCUUGAAGAGGAGGAGGAACAAGCCAGCCUCCCGACAAUACAGGGUCUAAUCACCUUAUUUGUACGCAUUGCGACGACGGGAAAAGGCCGCAUUGGAUGGAUGUACCUGGAUAUGGCUAUUCGGGCAGCCAAAGAAUACGAUGUAUCACAUCCUUACCGACCGACAGACCAGGAAUCAGUACAGAUCGUGGAGGAUGCCAUCAUUGAGACGCUGUGGGGUGUUUUCAAUGUCUGCUGCACGGUCAACCUGUGCGCACUCAGGCACGUCGAGAUGGAACCUCCGCAACGCCCCCGAUCUUUGAUGAACCACGAGAAAGCGAGCGAAAGCUGGACACCAUACCCCAAGCAAAUGGACCCGAUACCAAGCCAUUUAUCCUGUUCCUUUCAUCGGUGGUGCGAUUUGUGUUGCAUAAUGAUCAGCAUUACCCGGACAUUUUUCGAUUCGGAGAAUAGACCUUCACCGUCACAGGUGUCGGCCAUUGGCAGGAAUAUCGAGCGCCAGCUCCAGGGCUGGUAUGGCAAUCUGCCGGAUUGUCUAUGUGUACGGGAGACAACAGUACCGCAUAUACUCUCUCUACACUUGUUUUAUCAUACAGCGUGCGCACAGCUUUACAGCUUCCUCCGAUCGCAAGCCCACGGAAACGACGAUUCUAUAAACGUGGAGGAAUACCAAGGCCGUCGGUUUGCCACCACGCGGCGCAUUGCCGCUUUGUUUGACAUCCACCGUCAGCAAUGGGGCGUCGAACGUAUGCACCAGUCGACGAUACAAUGUGUGGCGGUCGGUUGUCUGUCGAUACUUGAAGGAUUGGAAUUUCCAGAGAAUAGCCACGCGUUCGUCACGUUGUGUACUGUUGCGCGGGACUUUGGUCGCCAUUUCGCCCUGGCUCGGGGAGUUUUGCAAGUGAUUCGGCUUGCCGCACAAAGGACGAGGGUGCUUCUCCCGCAGGACACUCAUGGUCUUUUCCGGGAAUUUGAAGAGACGCGUUGGGCAGGUGAGCAGCGCAUGCAAUCCAGCAGCCUGUUCCUGAGUGCGGUGUAUCGACUCGCACAAGGGGCUGGCGACGAGAAGGAUGAUGAACAGCACCAGCCAGACUGGGAUUAUUUAUGAUUUAGAUGAGUUACGCUUAUUACGAUUUUCGGGUUAGAUUUUCUCUUUGGUUGCACCUAAAUCUAGAUUAAUAAAUACCUUUUGUGGUCUAUCUGCAUAAUGAAGUCAACG
Aspergillus glaucus CBS 516.65 is the source of this 2317-nucleotide messenger RNA. RefSeq names its product Zn(II)2Cys6 transcription factor. The transcript has 6 exons. The record is from RefSeq and is a predicted model, not a curated record. The coding region runs from base 227 to 2206 and encodes 659 amino acids. Gene Ontology annotation, biological process: regulation of DNA-templated transcription; DNA-templated transcription. Gene Ontology annotation, molecular function: zinc ion binding; DNA binding; DNA-binding transcription factor activity, RNA polymerase II-specific. NCBI's taxonomy places the organism in Eukaryota, Fungi, Ascomycota, Eurotiomycetes, Eurotiales, Aspergillaceae.